AUGUUGGCCAAGGUCCCUGACAUGGAGGAAGUUCGCCUUUGGGUGUUUGCCAUGGACAGAGAGAGUGCAGCUGGGCCAGAUGGGUUUACUGGCAGGUUCUUUACGUUUGCAUGGGAUGUAAUUGCUCCGGACGUGCAUAGAGCAGUGGUGAGUUUCUUUUGUGGCAGUGAGUUGCCUCGGUUCAUAACCUCUACCUCAAUCGCCUUGCUUCCAAAAGUCGUGAAUCCUCAAGAUUUCUUAAAGUUUAGACCGAUUAGCCUCUGCAACUUCUUCAACAAACUGCUAUCCAGAAUUCUGGUGGGUCGGCUAGCUUCGGUGGUGUCGAAAAUUAUAUCCCCUCAGCAAUCAGGGUUUGUCAAAGGCCGUACUUUAACGAAUAACUAUUUGUUGGCUCAGGAGCUUGUGUCGGGCAUCGGCAAGAAGACAAGAGGGGGAAAUGUAGCAUUGAAACUUGAUAUGACCAAGGCCUAUGAUCGGAUGUCGUGGUGGCAUAUUAUUUCCAUGCUGCGUGCUUUUGGCUUUGGAGAGAGUUUGAUUGAUCUGGUCUGGAGACUUAUUUCAAACGUCUGGUUUUCUAUAAUUAUCAAUGGUAAAUCUCAUGGGUAUUUCAAAUCUAGUAGGGGUUUACGUCAGGGGGAUCCUUUAUCACCAGUGCUUUUCAUCAUAGGUUCGGAGAUGCUCUCGAGGGGCCUCAAUGCUCUAGCAUUGCAGCAGGGUUUCAUAGGGUUUAAAGUCCCGCCAGGCUGUCCUGUCGUCACACACUUGACCUUUGCUGAUGACGUGCUCAUUAUUGCGAAUGGUUCCACGGCUGCUUUGAAGCGCGUAAUGCAGGUCCUGGAGGCAUACCAGUUAUCCUCGGGCCAACUGGUAAAUGCUCAUAAGAGUGGUUAUUUGAUCCAUGAGGCGCUUCCUCCAGCUAGGAGGAGGGUGAUCGAGCGGGUUACGCACUUCUCUAGACAGUGGUUUCGAAUUCAUUAUUUAGGCUUUCCUUUGUACACGGGGAGAAGCAAAACAGUGUUCUUUGGGGAGGUGUGUCAGGCGGUCUUGGCUCGAAUUAUGUCUUGGAAGGCAAGGUUGAUAUUUCAUGGGGGGAGAAUAAUCCUGAUAAAGCAUGUUCUGUCAUCCAUUCCUGUCCACUUACUCUCUGCUGCGAUGGGCUCAAUUAUGUCUCCCGGUCGCGGAGGGGGGCGUGGGUUUCAGAAGGCUCCGAGAGGUAUACUCAGCUUUCUCUUGCAAAUUGUGGUGGAGUUUUCGAGCUGGCUCAUCACUGUGGGCAGAAUUUAUGCGGGCAAAGUACUACAAAGGUCUCCAUCCGGGCUAGGUGGAGAUGAGGCCGCACGACUUGCCGACAUGGAAAAGAAUGUUAAACAUAAGUCGGAAGGUGGAACUAUCCAUGGGUUCAACUUCAAGGAUUUCGUUGCAAGUGGCGUUUGGGACAUAAAUAGGUUGGGUCAGCAUGUGCCACAGGAGCUGCUUCAUCAAAUCUUACGGCACCCUGUCCCAUCAGGUGAAAGCCGCGAUGAGGUCAUUUGGCGACUGACCGCGUCGGGGAGAUUCACACUAGCUUCGGCUUUUCAUGAUGUCCGGCAAGCUGGCAACACCUCGGCUCAGAAUAAAGCAUUCUUUGAAGGAACCCAAAUGAGGGUGGUGAAGAUUUUUCAGGACGUCAUGAUAGAGGUGAAGGGGGUGCUGGAAGGUAAGUUCAAGCAGAGAAUUGGGGUACACACGUUUUCUCAGCUGUACGAAUGGACUAAUCAAUCACCCCACUAUAGUUUGCAACUGGUGCGGUGGAGGGCAAUGGGGGAUAGCAUGUUAACGUUAAACACGGACGGAUGCUCCAAGGGUAACCUGGGGGAAAGCGGAGGUGGGGGAAUACUUCACGAUGUGUCAGGAUUGCCAAUUUUUGCUUUCUCGGCAUCGUUCGGGAUGACUUCGAGUAUACGCGCAGAAGUAUUGGCAUUGGGUACGGGUCUCCGGCUAUGCCAACAAAUGGGGUAUGCCAAAGUCAAUAUUCAGGUUGAUUCAAAGGUCUUGGUUGGGAUUCUUCAUCGGGAGCUGGACUGCCCAUGGAUGGUUCGAAGGGAGGUUAACCAAAUUUGGGGUAUGGGUGUCGAAUCGGAGCAGGUUACUCAUUGCUACAGAGAGGCAAAUAGAGUGGCGGACUGUUUGGCCAAUGUGGGGGUUGUUGCUGGGGGACUGGGGGUUACUGUCUAUGAUCAAUUCAGUGCAAUGCCAGGGUUAGUACGGGGGGAAGUUCGCUUAGAUAGGGCAGGCAUCCCCUCGGUCAGAAGGAGGAGAGUAGGAUAG
Molecule: messenger RNA, 2307 nt
Organism: Coffea arabica (coffee)
Lineage: Eukaryota; Viridiplantae; Streptophyta; Magnoliopsida; Gentianales; Rubiaceae
Source: RefSeq, a predicted model, not a curated record